Messenger RNA from Baudoinia panamericana UAMH 10762, 624 nucleotides. RefSeq lists its product as uncharacterized. The coding region runs from base 1 to 624 and encodes 207 amino acids. The record is from RefSeq and is a predicted model, not a curated record. The transcript has 2 exons. NCBI's taxonomy places the organism in Eukaryota, Fungi, Ascomycota, Dothideomycetes, Mycosphaerellales, Teratosphaeriaceae.
AUGGCUGACGUUCAACAAGUGAACGCCUCAAAUGGCACCGCCGUCGAUGUGCUGGCGCCGUCGCUGAGGGUCGGUGCCAUCUGUGGCUGCGCCGGUUUCCUCAUUGGCGGCACAUCAGGCAUACUCAAAGGCACCACUCCCUUCUUGUUUGCCACUGCAUCCGCGAUACAAACCUUCGCUCUCGGCACGACAUAUUGGACAUGUCGCAGUGCUUUCCUCCAGUCCCGAUUUGCUAUCGGUCAGAGUCCGCGCGACUGCACGAAAGCCAGUACCGUCGCUGGCGGCGUCUCAGGCGGCAUUAUCGGUCUUGUCACCCGUGGCCGACGAAACUUGCUCCCGGGCAUGCUUGUGUGGUCGCUCCUAGGCUGUACUGGUCAAUUGGCGUACAAUCGCUUCAGCACUGCAGAUCAGAAGCAACCGACGGAAGGGUUCUGGACUCGUUUAGCGAAGCAGAGCUGGACGCCGGUCAAAUUCAUGACUAAUGAAGAGUAUGCUGAAGUGCUUCGUGAACGGGUACUCAAACUGGACGCAGAAAUCGCCGUGCUUGAUGACAAGAUCUCGGAGCUCAAGAGCGAAGAGGCUACUGCUUCCGGCUCCGACACCGCGGCUUCCUCCGGCCCUUGA